UUCCGUAACGAUCAAUCCUGCCUAAACCAGUUUUAUAGCUCGCAAUGCGAGCCUGGCAUAAAAAUUGUAAUACACAUACGCCGCAGCAAGCUAUAUGACUGCAGCUUUACGUUAAGAAAACCAUUUUUCGGUACGGUUGCGCGUUAUGCUGUAAAUUGUACUCCCUGCAAUUUGUUAUAAUGCUCGCCUCCAUGGAUUCUCCUUCCAUUAAGACAGCGAUAAUUCAACCACCGGAUUCCACAGUAUCUCCAUGUAGAGUACCUGCCGUGGCCAUACGUGAUGAUGCUGCGCGACACGACACUGGCAUUGUGUCGAAAGUGUGCGAUUUGAUGAAAAAGUGGGAAUGGAAAAUGAUGCGCGCUGUGAUGGACACUCACCGUAAAUGGCGACCACGGAAGUUUCUUACUGCGAGCAAGGAGGAGAAAUUGACAAACAGCAUCACUACAAAGGAAGAUUCCGAUUGUUGUUUCGGCCUGUGGUGCUGCGGGUUCGUUUUGUAUCUGGCGCUCUAUCUGGCCGUUCCCAUGUUUUUAUUCUUUCAUGCGGACUGGGCAAUUACUGCGACCGGGAAGCCAUGUCAACCGAACACAAACGGCCUGAUUUCGUUUUCGGGCGGAACGAUACCGGUCGAAAAAAACCCAGAGUUUCUUAAAAAGCAACCGGACACGAAUCCUUUCCUGAGAAUAAGGAUAGCAGACCUUGAAUAUUUCCCAUCAAAGUCGCUGAUGAACAGCACCGAUGAGGAGCAGCUGAACAAUGACAUUCACCAACAGGCACGGCAAGAAGAUUUCAUGAGGAAGUGGUGUUUUCAACUGCAGUGCGGUCUGGAUAUGACGGAACUCGGAUACUGUCCCCGCUCCAACAUAACCGGAUGGGCGGAACCGGAGAUGCGACAGCGCGGCUAUCAAGCAAUCCUUCUUGCUAUAAUGGCGGUGAUCUUGCUCAUUUUGAUGCUAGUCACUCGACCCUGCGACAACGACGACAAUGGAAACGCUAGAUUUUUUCGCGUUGUCAUUCUCAUCGCCCACACCGUGGUUGUCGGAUUUUCCAUCAAACUGUAUGCUGAGUUCUUUCAAGAUUAUCCGUGGAACGCGUUUGCGCCCAGUAUCAGCCCUCCCCGUGAUCCGGCAUCCAGAUGGCGCUCUCUAUCCUGAAGGAACUUCCUAAAUACCUAAAUCUUUUGGUAACCUGUCAACUAUCAAGCAUUCAAGUUUACUUCCGGGUUUCAUAAAUUAACUUGCAGUUGGUAGAGUUCAGAUGUUGAUUAUGUUCUCCGUAAAAUUGCAGCGACAAUACUCCAGCAUAAUUAUUAUUAUUAUCUCCCUGAAUCAGUCAACCCAUUCAUGGGACUUCGUCAAUGCAACUAUUAUACUUAUUUCAUUAACGCUUCGGCUUACAGUACUGACAAACUGCUUCGCUUAAAUCGAACCUUAGUGGUUGAUAUAAUUAUAUUAUGCAUAAACACUGGGUGGAUUUUUUUCUUGCCCGAACUAAAUUUAAUAGAUUUAAGCGGCAGACCAAAUGCAUAAUAAUAUUUUUUGACUUUGCGCAAGUUUUCGCGGAUUUGAUUUGAUAUUCGAGAAUGCGUGUUCCCGGUGCAACCUGUU
Paramacrobiotus metropolitanus is the source of this 1607-nucleotide messenger RNA. RefSeq lists its product as uncharacterized. Bases 180 to 1154 code for a protein of 324 amino acids. The record is from RefSeq and is a predicted model, not a curated record. NCBI's taxonomy places the organism in Eukaryota, Metazoa, Tardigrada, Eutardigrada, Parachela, Macrobiotidae. The transcript is spliced from 3 exons.